UGAGCUUCUUUGUAAUUGAAGAACUUGUGUUAAUACAGUUACAAUUCAGCACUCUCAAGAUUCAUAACAAUGUCUGGACGUGGAAAAGGAGGCAAAGCUCGUGCCAAGGCCAAGACUCGAUCUGCCCGUGCUGGUCUACAGUUCCCCGUUGGUCGUGUUCAUCGGCUUCUCAGACAAGGUCACUACGCUGAGAGAAUCGGAGCUGGUGCUCCAGUCUACCUAGCAGCAGUCAUGGAAUAUCUGGCAGCUGAGAUUCUGGAGUUGGCUGGCAAUGCAGCUCGUGACAAUAAGAAACAGCGUAUUAAUCCAAGGCAUCUUCAACUAGCCAUCAGAAAUGAUGAGGAAUUAAACAAGCUUCUUGCUGGUGUGACUAUUGCACAGGGUGGUGUGCUUCCCAACAUUCAAGCCAUACUCCUGCCAAAGAAAAGUGGACACUCUGGAAAGAAGAGUGACUCUCAGAGCCAAGAAUAUUAAGGAACUCUAUCCUAAAUGAUUUGAACCGGCUUUUCUAAAAGCCACCACUUUAACAAAAGACAACACUCCAUUUUUAUCCUUAAUGUUCUUACCUCUUACCCCUGACCCUUACCCAGCUAUUCAAUAUGAGAUCGCAGUCUGAAAGGGAUUCCUACAGAUUCCAUUUCAAACUCAUUCAUUGUGGAAUGAAGCUUAUAAAUAUUUGUAGUAGACUACAUGAUUGUAUUAAAGAGGAAGAACUCCUCAGAGCCUUCCUUUGUGAAGUUACAAAUGACAAAUGUGUCCAACUACGGUAUAGCUGGUAAUUUUUGGGGGACAAAACAUUCGUGGUUGGAGCAAUAUUUAGUCACUUCGUGGUUAGGCCCUGGCAAAUCAUGCUCUUUUUUCUGCCUAUUAUGCCCCACAUUGAUGUCCUUUUUUCAGCAGUAAUAGUAACAACAAAUUAUCUCUUGUUGUAUUGUACAUUUGCCAGUAACAUAACUGAAGAUUCAACAUAAUCUUCUAGCCGUGAAAGAGUAAUUUAAAAGAGAAAACACGUUCAGCAACGUAGAGGACCGUCAUAUUUGUACCAAAUUGACCAAAUUCAAAAUUUUUAAUCCUAUUAUGCCGGCAUAAUUUGCCAGGGGCACUGCAGGUAAAGGUAGGCAAGGUUGCUUCAUUCGUGGUCUAAGCUCCAACCACGAAUAUUUUGUCCCCUGGAAAUUACCAGCUAUACGGUACUCCAUCAGUGUCACACAAAAUAAUUUUUGCCAAAAAUAAUAUUACGUGCAAAACAGUUGCUAUUCUAGUUCAGUUGUAUGUGCAUGCCACGAAAAUUUACUCAUGUUCCUCUAUCAUUGCAGCAGGACCACAUUCUGGGUCUCUCCACACAUAAUCAAAAAUCGGACCACAUGUUUGCAUGUGACCAUCAGGUGCAGGAAUUUCCAUUUGCAUCAGCCUUUUAGCCUGAAUCUGCAUAGCCUCCAUAACAUAUAUAGCUUCAUCUAGUUCUUCGGGUUUUCCAUUGAAAACAAUUUGCAAAGAGUUUAGAAGAGAAAGGUACAUGUUGUGGAAUACCUUGGCUUGGUGGUAGACAUGUGUAUUCGGAGGAAUGUUUUUAGAUGCUGGAUUAUCACGCAUGGGCCAAACACCUUCAGAGACAAAUUCAAUAUCUUCGCCUUUGUAACUGUAUGUUUUAUGAUCUUCAGAUGAAUUCAAAUGUUUCUUGCACGCAAUUUCACCAAAUUUAUAAAAGUGUGCCAGCUCUUGUGUGCCAAGGUAGGUGGGAUCUAACUGAUCAGUUCCUUCCCCUUGUUCAACUAUCAUGGCAAUAGCUGCUUUGGCAUCCUCAAUACAUUUCACCUGGUACAAUUUACUCGAAGAAUCGGACAUUUUCCACGGCCAUUUCAAUUGAUUCAUAAAAUUAUCAGUCUCUGGGUUAACAGGAUAACCGAGCAAACGUUUCUCGUCCAAAUCCUCCAUACAUUUUUCAAUUUUAGAGUAGAAGGUUCCAAUUGUCAAUGCAUUAACUGUUUUUUCACCAACAUGCAUGUUACCGUCAUACACAAUUUUAUCAGGGAAUUCAAUCAUCAUAAAUAUAUCUCGAAUAUGCUGUGGUGAGGCCUUGGCAAGACGCACUGUCAAAUUGGGUAAAACGUCACCGGGCAAAUUUGUUGGGAAGCAUUUAGGUAUAAAACUCUCUUUUGGGUUUUCCAUUUUCGGUUUUCCGCCAAUAGAAAUCAACAAAUUCGCUGCUUGUGCCAUGUGUAACAUUUCCUGCAUUACAACAGAACGGAUAAUGCUGUAAACCUCCUGAUUAAAGCCAUCUUUGAUAGAAUACAGUGCAGUCAUGUAGGGGGGAAUCGUUGAAAAUUCAAGAGCUAUAGCCGUCUGGAGGGCAAUGAUCAAAUCGUCUUUUGUCUCACAUUUUUGCCACAUCAAUUCACUAGAGUCAAGUUUGGAAGCAGGUAUUGUCAGAGAUACAAAUUCAUCUACUACUUCAAGUACGUCACUACUAGGUAAGUUUUGAUCUCUGACAUGGGACAAAAUGUUUGAGAAGUGGAGGGCAAGUUUAGAUUCUGCCAGUCUAUAUGCAAGCUUCUUUUUUUUUGAGCCGGUACCAGAUUUUUGAGGGCUUGUGUCAGCAUUAUUUGAGUUAAUGUUCAUGUGAGGUUCCUCUUUGUCAUUAUACAAGAAAUGAACGUCACAAUAAGCUGGGGUUUCGAACAGUUUUCGGUCGAUGUCUUCCCAGCUUCUAGGUAAAUUAGGAGUUUUGAGCCAUUCUAAGAUCAUGUUUCGUUUUGAAGGAGACAAAUCUCUAGUUACGGGCAUAUAACUCACAUGCUCCUCAGGAAGAUUCAUAGCAUUUAAAAUUAACUUGACGUUGUGUGGCUUUGUUACAUCAUCAUAGUCGCCUAGCCUUACAAUACUGCUCAUAACUGGAUAUAGAUUCUCGUACUGCUUAAAAAUCGGCUCUAUA
This is a messenger RNA of Halichondria panicea, 2932 nucleotides long. RefSeq names its product histone H2A-like. Bases 70 to 474 code for a protein of 134 amino acids. Gene Ontology annotation, cellular component: nucleosome; chromatin. Gene Ontology annotation, biological process: heterochromatin formation. The record is from RefSeq and is a predicted model, not a curated record. The transcript has a single exon. Gene Ontology annotation, molecular function: DNA binding; structural constituent of chromatin; protein heterodimerization activity. NCBI's taxonomy places the organism in Eukaryota, Metazoa, Porifera, Demospongiae, Suberitida, Halichondriidae.